AUGUUUAGGGUCAGCGGCGUCUUUCUGAAACCCCCCACGCUCACCUUCUCCCGUGGCAUAGCCAUGAAGGGUGACGUACACUUGUCGGGCCGCAGAGUCAUGAAAAAAAUCAAAAUGGGAAAAGCCAGACCAACGAUUUUUCACCAGUUCGAAACAUUAGUGGAGCUCAGCGAUGGGUCUGUAAUCAGGCGAAGGUCACAGGCGCCCAAGGAUGAGAUCAGAAUGAUCAGUGAUCAGCGUAAUAGCACCUUGUGGAAUCCUCAUCGGUCCGACUUGGUGACAGUGGACCCCAAUGCUACUGGAAAGGUCAACAAAUUUAGACAAAGAUACGCUGCUUUUGGCCAAGAAGAACCAACAAAUGAAGUGGGCGAGAAACAGGGCAAAAAACAGGAUGAUUUUGUCGACUUGAUGGGUGAAAACGUCACCGAGGUAGCUAGUGGUGGUAAGCUUCAGAACAAGAAGGAGAACAAAAAGAAGAAAUGA
This is a messenger RNA of Meyerozyma guilliermondii ATCC 6260, 483 nucleotides long. It is a transcript of the gene MRPL36, whose product is annotated as mitochondrial 54S ribosomal protein bL31m. The coding region runs from base 1 to 483 and encodes 160 amino acids. The record is from RefSeq and is a predicted model, not a curated record. Gene Ontology annotation, molecular function: structural constituent of ribosome. NCBI's taxonomy places the organism in Eukaryota, Fungi, Ascomycota, Pichiomycetes, Serinales, Debaryomycetaceae. Gene Ontology annotation, biological process: mitochondrial translation. Gene Ontology annotation, cellular component: mitochondrial large ribosomal subunit. The transcript has a single exon.